This is a messenger RNA of Henningerozyma blattae CBS 6284, 396 nucleotides long. It is a transcript of the gene MRPL50, whose product is annotated as mitochondrial 54S ribosomal protein bL9m MRPL50. The coding region runs from base 1 to 396 and encodes 131 amino acids. Lineage: Eukaryota; Fungi; Ascomycota; Saccharomycetes; Saccharomycetales; Saccharomycetaceae. The record is from RefSeq and is a predicted model, not a curated record. The transcript has a single exon.
AUGUUUAAGCCUACCCACAUAAAUUACAGUGUGCUCAGCAAGCGCACCAAACGUGUAACAGUACAACUUCUGAGAGACUUCCCGAACUUUCAAUUCUAUGAGGGACAAGUCAUUAAAGUCAAGCCUUCAGUGAUGAUUAACUAUUUGCAUCGUGGGAAUGGAGCACGUUAUAUCUUGAAAGAUUCAGAUAUUGACACAUCGUUGUUAAAAUAUAGUCAAGAUCAAGAAAACUUAAGACAAUUGGCUAAACAAAAAUCUAUUGAGCAAGAGCAACGGUCUAUUAUGAUGCAACAACAAGAUGAGUUGAAAAAAGUCCAAAUGGCCAAAGAAAAGAGCAAGAUUUUAACCAGGAGGAUCGGUUUAAAAGACGUUUCUAUUCCUGGGCUGAAUAUUUAA